Messenger RNA from Ostertagia ostertagi, 255 nucleotides. Lineage: Eukaryota; Metazoa; Nematoda; Chromadorea; Rhabditida; Trichostrongylidae. The record is from the annotation of a GenBank genome assembly.
AUGGAUUGCUUAGUGGAAUUUUGUGAGACUGUUACUGCGGUCCGCGCUGAAGUGAUUCAGUCAGUUGCAGACAUUCAAGAUGACGAAAUCCCAAAUGAUUUUGUAGAAGCUCUUGAUCGAAGUCCCAAAGAUUUGAUCCUGAUGGGACUGCGCGAUGUUGCUGCAGAUUGUCGAUUAACAGCUGUAUUUGCGCUUCAUGUCGUAACACCUUCGCACACUGACUAUCUUAUUGAGCUUGCUUCUUCCGAUUCGAAC